Molecule: messenger RNA, 1824 nt
Organism: Emiliania huxleyi CCMP1516
Lineage: Eukaryota; Haptophyta; Isochrysidales; Noelaerhabdaceae
Exons: 3
Coding region: 1-1824 (607 amino acids)
Source: RefSeq, a predicted model, not a curated record
AUGCGAGUGCCUCGCCUCCUCGUCACUUACCGCGAGCGCAUCGGCGGGCAUCGAGUCCCGAUCGUCGUGCUCGAGGUCAUCGACUUUGACGCGAAGCGGCUCGGCAUCACGCGUGUCGUCCGCGUGUGCGGGCCACCAAGGGCGCUCGGCGUGCAGGCCUUUGAGGCCGAGAGGUUCGCGAGGGCGCGGCAGCUGCUCGGAAAGGAGUAUACAGGCUUUCCUCGGGCGUGCCAACAGGUCUACGCCGCCAUCUGCGGGGACAAGGACGCCCACAUCAACUGCAUGGACGCGUUCGAGGUGUACGUGCGCGGCGACUUUGACCCCUUUCUCCUCGGCACGUGGUGCGAGCGCAAGGAAAAACAUGGGGAGGAGAUUGUCGAGCGCUUCUCGCCGAUGCUGGCCGCAGCGGUCGCAAAGACCUUCGACGAGCCGCCCGCCAUGCGCCCCCACUCUCCGACGGCGCAGUGGGAGGGCUGGAUCACCGUUGGCGAGGGGCGGCCCUACUCGCACAUCAACACGCCGCCGCAGUCGGGAACACUCUCCGGCCCGCAGCGUCCUCGCGACCUCAAGAAGAGGAGCCGCGCCGAGCCCGACCCGCUCGAGGAGGGCGAGGUGCGCCACAGCAAGAAGCCGAACCGCCCUAACUCGGGCUCAAGGCGGAAGAAGGAGCACAGGAUCGGUCGGCUCGUCUUCCUCGCCACUCACGUCCGCGCGAGAAUCGUCGACUACGCGGACCACCCGCACGUCGUCGUCGGGAAAGGCCCGUGCAUGCUCGGCGGCACGCAGGCGGUGAUGGGCGUGCGUCUGCGGCCUCUUCCCGAGUAUGCGGAUCUGCCCGAGGUGACGUUCGCGGUGAAGGACGUGAUCGGUCUGACGGCGGACUUUGAGAGCACGUGGCGGAUGCUCCCCCCCGGCCGCUCGCUGCUCAGGGACGCGAUGCUGGAGGCGGUCGAGAGGUUUGCGAUGAGCAUCACGCCGGCCAUCUCCCGCGAGGCCGUUUGGAAAGAGUUGAUGCCAUGCACGCGGACGGCGGCAGAGGUCGCGGAGGCGCUGCUGCCGCCACUGGGUGUCGCCGCCUGGGUGUCCGCACGCUGCUGCUGCUGCCGUGCGUAUUGCAACAUGGUGGCCGAGAGGCCCAUCGACGCGGACGCGGCGCUCGCGCUCCUCGCGCCCGACGAGAAGGCCCGGGUCCGCGACUUUGUCCUCGGCGCACCGGAGGAUCGUGAGCUGCUGAGCGGCUCCGCGCCUAUCCACACGUUCCUCGAUUGCUUCGUCUGUUGGUCGGGGGACAGUAACCGCGCGCUGCUGGCGGAGGGGCGCAGCCUGCGGCAGGUCGUGUCUGUCAUCCGGAGACUCGGCGGGAUGCAGGCCGCGGCGCUGCGCGUGCCCUGGCUGCUCUCGGCCGUGAGCCUCUCCGAAGCGCUCUCGUUCGCGCGCCUCGCGCGCGGCGCCCGCAUCUUUGCUCGGCACGCCACGGCCGCGGAGGCCGUCUCGCUCACCUUUGCCGCCGCAUCGCCGUGCGAGGAGUCGGCGCGCUACUCGAUCGAGGAGGGCCAGCACCGGGCGAUCGCCGCGGCGUGGGUGCUUACCGGCGGAGGCGAGAGCGAGCCGAACGCGAGCCUCCCGCGGCGGGUGCCCUACCUACGCGGGGUCAACCUCCGCAAAGGGGCCGUGGAGGGCGGCGACUUUUGGAGACUCGGGCCCGCGGGCAGCGCCGCGCUCGGAGGGAGCGGGGUCAUGCUGCCGUGCGCCGGCCUGCUGCUGGCGACGUGUCUAUGCCGGCGGCGAGUGCGCGGCAAGAGUCGAGCGAAGCGAGCAAGCUGA